AUGAUCAUGAUUAUGACCAUGAUCAUGAUCAUCAUCAUUAUCUUAACGGUGGAUGAAAAUCCUUACUUUGAAAAUAAAGUUCUCUCCAAAGAAUUUCAUCUGAAUGAGAAUGGUGAUCUAUCUUCAAAUUCCACUGAAAUCAAAUGGAAAUCUGGAAAGGAUUUGACGAAAUGUUCAAGUCAAAUGCAGAAGAAAGACAGCAGAAAGAGGCAGCAUGAAGAACCAGAGAGCUUCUUUACCUGGUUUAUUGACCAUUCUGAUGCAGGUGCUGAUGAGUUAGGAGAGGUCAUUGAAGAUGACAUUUGGCCAAAACCAUUACUGUACUACUUGGUUCCUGAUAUGGACGACGAAGAAGAAGGAGCAGAAGAUGGUGAUGAUGAAGAAGACGAGGAAGGAUUAGAAGAUAUUGAUGAAGAAGGGAGUGAGGAUGAAGGUGAAGAAGAUGAUGAUGAAGGAAAGGAAGGAGAGGGGGAUGAAGGAGAAGAUGACUAA
Molecule: messenger RNA, 492 nt
Organism: Cercocebus atys (sooty mangabey)
Lineage: Eukaryota; Metazoa; Chordata; Mammalia; Primates; Cercopithecidae
Product: protein SET-like
Exons: 2
Coding region: 1-492 (163 amino acids)
Biological process (GO): nucleosome assembly
Cellular component (GO): nucleus; chromatin
Molecular function (GO): histone binding; chromatin binding
Source: RefSeq, a predicted model, not a curated record